This is a messenger RNA of Achroia grisella, 3195 nucleotides long. RefSeq lists its product as uncharacterized. NCBI's taxonomy places the organism in Eukaryota, Metazoa, Arthropoda, Insecta, Lepidoptera, Pyralidae. The record is from RefSeq and is a predicted model, not a curated record. The transcript is spliced from 5 exons. Bases 15 to 3188 code for a protein of 1057 amino acids. Gene Ontology annotation, molecular function: heme binding; iron ion binding; oxidoreductase activity, acting on paired donors, with incorporation or reduction of molecular oxygen.
GUUAGUAAUGAACAAUGAUUGUGUUAAUAUUAAUUGCUUUAACUGUAUUUUUUUACCUAACAUACCGUGUAAUAAAUAAAAAAAUAUGUUACUGGGAGAAAUUAAAAAUACCGUAUGCGAAACCAAUUCCUAUUCUAAGCAAUUAUGGCGAAUACUUGCUUAUGAGAAGAUCUAUGCCAGAAGUUGCUCAAAUGUUAUGUCGUAAAUUCCCCACGGUACCAUACUUUGGCGUUUUUUAUGGAACUGAGCCUACGCUUAUAGUACAAGACCCGGAGUUGAUGAAACGCAUUGUAAUCAACGACUUUUAUUACUGCAAUGGCAGGGAAACAUCUGCGUACACUAACAAGGAAGUUAUCACCCAAAGUUUGUUCUUCGCUCACGGCAACAGAUGGAAGGUGUUACGACAAAACUUAACACCAAUUUUCUCAACAUCAAAAAUGAAGAAUAUGUUCUAUUUGAUUGAAAAAUGUUGUCAUGCGUUAGAGAGCAUGCUUGAUUACGAGUUCAGCAGGAGCCAAGUCUUUGGAGUUAGGGCGCUGAUGUCAAGGUUUACAAUGGACAGCAUAGGUACGUGUGCCUUUGGUGUAAACACGAAAACCAUGGAUAACAAUUAUACUGAUAAUAUCUUCACUUACAUUGGAAAUACCCUAUUUAAGGAUACUUAUUAUAGGGGUUUCAAAAUGUACGCUAGAAAUAUUUGGCCAGCUAUAUUCUAUGGGCUUGGAAUGAAGAGUUUUCCUACAGAAACUGAUAUUUUUUUCCACAAGCUGUUGGUAAAAGUGUUUUCUGAAAGAAAGUAUAAACCAACAGGAAGAAAUGACUUUGUUGACCUUAUUCUUAAUUUUAAGAAGAAUAAAUACCUCACUAGUGAUAAAACGAUGAAUAUAACAGAUAAAGAUUCAAAUUUAGAAGUAAAUGAUGAAUUUCUCAUUGGCUUAUCUAUGGGUCUCUUUGCGGCUGGCUUCGAAACAUCAUCUACUAUACUGCAAUAUACACUCUAUGAGCUUGCAAAGAGUCCAGAAGUACAAGAGAAAGUACUUACAGAAAUUGAUGAAUACUUGAACAGAUACGAAAACAAAUUGAACUACGAGUGUGUUACAGAAUUACCGUACGUCCAGGCUUGUAUCGACGAGGCCAUGCGACUUUAUCCAGUGCUUGGUGUUCUUACACGUGAGGUGAUGGAGGAGUAUACUCUCCCUUGUGGCGCGGUGCUCAAUAAAGGAUUGCGCAUUCAUAUCCCAGUGUACCAUCUACACCGACAUCCCGACCAUUUCCCUGAACCUGAAGAGUUUCGUCCAGACAGAUUCUAUAGGGAGAAAAAUAACAUUAAACCGUAUACUUAUAUGCCAUUUGGUGAAGGGCCUCGACGUUGUAUAGGUAUGCGUUUCGCGAAGAUGCAGAUGAUGGCAGGAAUUAUAACAAUCUUCAAGAAAUACCGCGUAGAUUUGGCUGAAGGCACACCACGUAAGCUACGAUUUACACCAACAACAAUGAUAACCCAACCUUCAAAAGAAAUCAAGCUGAAGCUCGUAAACUGUAAAGGCGAACUGAGGCCGACGGCAUUAGAGCAGUCCUUAGAAAAAGUAGUCGCCCUGCGAUACGCGGCUCGCAGUUUAUUGUCAGUAAAGAUGGAGUUAGUACUCGUAGUUUUAACAGCGAUUUUGUUAAUAGUCUACUACAUCAUUAAGACUAGAAAUAAUUACUGGAUUAAACGGAACGUACCCUACGCGAAACCAGUAGCUGUUCUAGGUAAUUAUGGUGAAUAUUUGCUUAUGAGAAAGUCUAUGCCGGAAGUAGCCCAAUCGAUAUGUCAUGAAUACCCCAACGCGCCAUACUUCGGCGCCUUCUAUGGAACUGAACCUACGCUCAUGGUUCAAGACCCGGAUAUUAUAAAACAAAUUCUAACGAAGGAUUUCUACUAUUGCAGCAGUAGGGAAAUCUCAAAUUAUACUCAUAAGGAAGUUAUCACCCAAAACUUGUUCUUCACUUUCGGAGAUAGGUGGAAGGUGUUACGGCAAAACUUAACUCCACUCUUCUCAUCAUCCAAAAUGAAGAGCAUGUUCUAUUUGAUUGAAAAGUGCUCUCACACCCUGGAAGACAUGCUUGAUUAUGAAUUCGGUAAGAGUCCUGUUUUAGAAAUUAGGACACUCUUAGCCAGAUACACAAUGGAUAGUAUAGGCACAUGUGCUUUUGGCAUAGAUACGAAAACUAUGGAAAAGGCUUCAUAUGAUAAUCCCUUUACUCAUAUAGGGAGGGCUAUAUUUUUAGAAACUUAUUAUAGGGGUUUCAAAGUUUUCGCCCGCGCUAUCUGGCCCGCAAUCUUUUAUGGUGUUGGCAUGAAGAGUUUCCCCACGGAAGUGGAUAGAUUCUUUAACAAGUUGAUGACAGAAGUAUUUAUCGAACGACAAUACAAGCCAUCUAUGAGAAACGACUUUGUAGAUCUAGUGUUGGGUCUUAAUGAAAAAAAAUAUAUCACCGGUGACAGAAUAACAAAUAUGAAAGGCGACGAUAAAAAAAUAACUCUCAAAGUUGAUGAUGAAUUUCUUGUAGCACAAUGUUUACUAUUCUUUGCGGCUGGUUUCGAAACAUCAUCUACCACACUGCAGUAUACACUAUAUGAGCUUGCAAAGAGUCCAGCGGCACAAGAUAAAGCACUUAAAGAAAUAGAUGACUAUUUAAUUCGUCACAAAAAAAAAUUGGGUUACGAGUGUGUUACAGAGUUACCCUACGUUGAAGCUUGUAUCAACGAGGCUAUGCGUCUGUAUCCAGUUCUUGGAGUUCUAACACGUGAGGUGGUAGAGGAAUAUACUCUUCCAUGUGGUGCAGUACUGGAUAAGGGUGUGCGCAUCCAUAUCCCUGUGUAUCAUAUACACCGUCAUCCCGACUAUUUUCCAGAACCUGAAGAAUAUCGUCCAGAAAGAUUCUACGGAGAUGAGAAACAAAAUAUCAAACCGUAUACUUAUCUUCCAUUUGGAGAAGGACCUCGACUGUGUAUAGGUAUGCGGUUCGCGAGAAUGCAGAUGAUGGCUGGCAUUAUAACAUUACUCAAGAAAUACCGCGUAGAGUUGGCUGAGGAUACUCCUCGUAAGCUACAAUUAGGGGUAACAACCAUUAUAACCCAACCUGCGGAAGCGAUUAAGCUGAAACUCGUAGAAAGAGAGGGCUGGCAACAACGAACUUUAGCAUAAAUGAGUA